CCAAUAUUCCUUUUGAAACCAUUGGAUUUAACUGCCAUUCAAUGAACUCAAUGCGUUCUUGCAUGUGUGUAAAAUCGUAACCUUUCACAUUGGAUUUUGAAGAUACUGGCGGGUUAUCUUGAUCAUUAAAUGAACAGCUUAAAUCAUAGCACUAAUCAUUAAGAAUGGCUUGGAGAGGAUUGGAAGGGGAAGAUUUGAAAAAUAAUAUCCGGCAACUAAUAAUCGAUUUUGAACCCCACAUUAGAGAAUCUGGGAACUUCGAAAUUGCAGAGGAAACAUUGAUCCACCUGGAAGAAAGUGAUCAACAUUUUCACAGGUUCGAGUUUGUAAAGCAACUGAAGAGAAAGAUUGAUGAAGCCUUGAGUCCUUUAAUUGAAGAUGAGAUUGAAAAGUUUGCUAUGGCUGGUCAAGUUGACACAUCAGGUCAAGAGACCCUGGUCAGCAAGAUCACACAGUCGGUGAUCAAUUCAAAACCUUACAGUGACAUGUCUAGGAAAAUGAAAAGAUAUAUAUCAGAGGCUGUAGAAGAGUUGAUAAAGAAUUUUGAUGCUGAAUUUGGAUCUGGAAAACACAAAGAAAACUCUGAUCCUUUGAUUUAUCAUCGACAUGGACAUCAUGUGGACAGUGAUGAAGAAGAGUCUUCAUGUGACAGUUCAUUUAAUCAGGGUAUGCUGUUGCUGCCAAACAGUGAGGAGUUGCAGUCUGUGGCAGAUAAGCUUCAUAAAAAUAGAGACAUUCAGUCCAAGACUGAAACCAUGCAAAUUUUGAAUCAGAACAUGCCAGCCGACUUCAUUAACAGUGACUUCUGGCCACAGAUUCGCAGAAAUCUGCUGGAUGUCAUGUCUGAACCUGAUGAUUCUCUCACACAUAUGUCUCUAAAGUUCAUAACAAGAGCUUUUGUGACAACAUCUCCACAAACAAGAGAAAUUUACACACUUCUAGCUGAGUAUCUGAUUGGGCAAUUUCAAUCACGAAGAGGGACAAUACCAAAGAUAAAGAAUGGCCUGGACAUUACAAAUCCUGCAAUAGUUAAACUAGUCAAAGCAUUUCGCUUAUUGAAUGAGUUCCAACAAGAAACAACCAAUUACUGGAUACGCUAUCCUGACAGGUACAUUGAGGAAAUUCUGGAGAGCACAUUGAAUCUGUUUUCCAUUCAUCAGAUGGGUGGCCCAGUGGGAACAUCUGCCCAAUUGUCACCGAUUCAUUUCAUUGCACUCAUUGACCCCAAAGCACAGUGGUUCAUCAAAUGGAUGCAUGGUAAUUACAGUCGUCACAGAUUGUUGAAGCUACUAGAAAAAUAUAGACCAAUUGUUGUUGAUGCUGUUCGUCAUUGCUUGGAUUUUUCUGCCAAUCGUAAACUUCCCUUUGACCUGAUGAGUGAUUUCUCUGACACAUAUACCAAGAUUACAGUUGGAGGUGGAAGAAGAAGUUUUUAUGCUGGAGCAGAACUUGAGUAUGCCUACUUCAUUCACUCCGUUCAUUUACUAGGUCGUUUGUUAUGUUUUACCAAUGGACGGAAAUUUUUCCCAAUAAAGCUGGGAGAUUCGGAAGAUCCUGUCACGAUUAAGAAGCUGCUAGUGUCCUUGGUUUUGGUAGUGGUGGAUCCAAGUUCUUUUACAUUACCGCGGUCUCAUAGUAUGUCUUAUGAACCUGCAACACUGGUGACUGACAUUCUGAAGAUCCUGUGUAGCCACGAGCAGACUGCGGAAAUAUGUCUGUAUAAAGACGAGAUCACCACGGCUCUCCUCUCUCCAGUGUCACAGUUCCUGGAUGCACAGUGUAACAAAACCGAGUCAGAAGGAGGGGAAGGUGAGCACAAUACCCCAGGGGAGAGCACUCUGCUCUAUGUAGCGGAUAUUGUAUCUAUGAUAGCAUCAAGUACCAAAGGCAGACGUCAUCUGAUGUAUGGAGAACGCAAAGACAUGCUCACACGCACAAAAUCUUCAGCUGCGCACAUCAUUGCCAAAUUUACACGGAAGGCCCUUCUUGGAGAAAUCCCUCGAGCUCCUUCAAAGAAUGUGAUUGGAGCAUACCUGUAUAUCUGCCGACAGUUGUACAACACGUGCGAGGGCUUACUUGUCCUCUAUCAGUAUGACCUUCAUAAUGUUGUUGUGGGUGUCUGGAAAAAGGCUUUCAAAGAAACAGAGAGAGCUGUGACUCCCACACCAUCAGACAACAGCUCCAGUGAUUCCGACUCCAUUGUUACAACCAGACAUGGCAAUCUGGACAUCACUGCCUGGGAAGACAUAUUGAGAGACAACCUGUUGAACUUUGCCAGUUCAGCUAAAGGUCUUCUCUUGCUACAGCAGACUGGAGCUAUGAAUGAGUGUGUGUCCUAUAUGUAUGCCAGAUAUGAGAAGAAACUUCAGGUGAGCAAGUGUGAGAAGUUUGGGUAUGGUUACAUGGUGACUCAAGUGGCUGCCACAGCACCAGGAAUGAUGGCUCUUCAGAAAACAGGUUACAUUAAGUCCCUGAUAGCAGAGCUGUGGUCUGUUUUGGAGUGUGGGGCCUCUGACACACCCCUCUUUACCCCAAAAACCUGGUCAGUGGAUACUAUAGAUAGAUCUUCUCACAAGCAUUUGAUUAGGCUGUUAAAUGUUCUGUCUGCAUUCCCCGCUGUGUUUGAAGUCCUUGCUAACAAGCCCCUGCCAUCCAAAGCUGAGUACGGAUUUAGGGAAAUUCCUACAACGAUAGUGGAUUUUGUGGAUCGUUUAAUCAUGGUAGACUCUGAGGCUAAAUUCCAUUCCCUUUUCAAUUUUGAGCAGAGUCACACUUUUGGAUUAAGAGUGCUGAGUGUGAUGAUCUGUUGCCUGGAUACCUUUCUGUUGUUACAAUCCCAGUAUAACUUCCAGGACAUUCUACUGUCAGCCCAGGGGGACAACCACAACCUAAAAGAGGACAUAAUCCUAGACAUGUUGUCACUAGAGAGAAACCAGAUUCUGGUCAGAUCUUAUUUGAUUGGAGGGCCAUCAGAGAGGAUUUUACCACCCAGAGCUAUAGAUGAGAAUAAGAAGACCGGGGCUUUUUCAUAUCCGCUGUUCUCCUCUUAUCCAGUACCAAGAGAAUACGUCCCCAAUCUAGUGGGGAGGUCGACCGUCAAACAAGAGUCUGAUGUGAAGAGAAAAGUUCUGGGUUUAUUUACAAGUUCAGACAAUGAUUUGGCUAAAUUCCUUUCUGCUAAGAAACCAGAAAAGGGGCAAGCAUGGUUGGACAAAUGUAAAACUCUGUUUUCCAAAAUGUUGAUCGCUAAGCCAGACAUGCUUAAAGCAAACUUGAUGCAGCAGUUACUUGAGAUUGGAGUUCCGAUAAUGGCCAAGCUUCAGGAUGUGUUUCCACUGCUGGAGUACACAGAGCCUUGGUUUUAUGGCCGUCGUUCACGCCCAAGCAGUGGCAAGAGUGGUACAGAUGGUGCAUUAAAAGCUCUAAAAUUAUCACCACUGCAGAAAAAUGGGGUAAAAAUGGCUAUCAGGUAUGGUCUACACCUGAAAGUGAUUCACAAUGAUGUAACAGAUCGUUUGGAUAAGCUCCUCAAGCAGUGCUCCUAUUAUCUCCAGCAACAACAGAGACCAACAGAAUCAUCCAUAGAAUACCUUCACUCGGUAUAUGGUGGAUUUGACUGGUUUGCAGCCACAAUCUUCUUAAUGUUUGGUGGUAACCUGGAAAAAUCCUGGAACUUCCUCCACAAGUUCUCCACACUGGGCUGUUCAGGGUAUCUAUGGAUCCACAGGCUGCACUGUUCUGUUCACUUGCCAUCAGACCUGAUGUGUAGUGGAAUUUCCCCCUUAUUCUCCAGCACAGGUCAUAACAUCGAACUUAUCCUCCAAAUAGAACUCCCUCUGGUGGCCUCUGCAUUUAAAAUGUCAGGAUUUACUCCAGCUCAGAUUUGCUUUCACUGGUUGAAGCAGUGUUUCUGGAACUAUUUGGACUGGGCAGAUAUUUGUCAAUAUAUCUGUCUGUGUAUUGUUAUGGGGAUUGACUACCAGGUUUACCUGUGCUGUGCUAUCUUUAAACACCAACAAAAGAACAUCAUGGAACACAUGCAGACACAGGACCUCAUCAUUUAUCUCAAGGAGAGUGCUAUCACUGGAUUCCACGCAUCGAAUUACAUGAAGUACAUGUUGGACCUGGAGAAAAAAUACAGAGACACAAUAUUUAGGGACAUGUUGAACAUUACAAGACCUUGAUCCUAAUCGUGUCAAGAAACCUUGCCACAAGAUGAAGUAACAAGUGACUUGGUUCAUGGAUUGCCUUAUAGAGAAUCUCAUAUAGACCUCAACAGAUGAUAAAAUUAUACACAGAUACUUGUUUCAGAUACAUGUACCUGAGAAUGGUUAUAAUAUAUCUCAUAUGUAAGAGGUCUCCUCGUUUUACAAUUCAUUGCAAGCUUUAAACACUGGAAGUAGGGUAUUACUUGCACCAUCCAUUUAUUUCAGUAUUUGGUUACAUUUUUUCCCCAGUGAUGUAGAGAAUUUAGAUCUGGCUCUCACAUGCUACACUUUUAUAGUUUAUUUACAGAGACAAUGAGUUGGAGACUGUGAUUAUGUGUAUGAUUUUGGUAUCGUAGUCGCAUUGACCACUCGACACUUGUUAAACAUUAUGAGGUGAUAUAUACAUGUACAUAUAUAUAGCUCUGCCAAGGUCUCCCCACUUGUUUUCCUUUCCACCAAGAUUAUAAAUUAUUUAUUAUUUAGGAUUUCUUAAAAAUGUUUGCCAAAGGUUGGGCUUAUGACCAGAAACAAGUAUAUAAAAGUAGCCAGAUUGUAAAUCUGAAGAGGGUGGGGAGGGGUUAAAUUGCUGAUCUUGGCAGAGGUUCAUGACAUUUUAUUACUCAUUUUCUUAAGUAUUCAUGUAUCAUUAUGACUUUACAAUGAUUGCCGUCCAUAUUUGAAGACCAUUUCAAUAAAACUAGUUAAGUUAAUGCU
This is a messenger RNA of Ostrea edulis (European flat oyster), 4922 nucleotides long. RefSeq names its product protein broad-minded-like. NCBI's taxonomy places the organism in Eukaryota, Metazoa, Mollusca, Bivalvia, Ostreida, Ostreidae. The record is from RefSeq and is a predicted model, not a curated record. The transcript is spliced from 37 exons. Bases 165 to 4184 code for a protein of 1339 amino acids. Gene Ontology annotation, biological process: non-motile cilium assembly.